Aspergillus pseudoviridinutans is the source of this 897-nucleotide messenger RNA. Its product is annotated as RTA1 domain-containing protein. The record is from RefSeq and is a predicted model, not a curated record. The transcript has 2 exons. Bases 1 to 897 code for a protein of 298 amino acids. Gene Ontology annotation, cellular component: membrane. NCBI's taxonomy places the organism in Eukaryota, Fungi, Ascomycota, Eurotiomycetes, Eurotiales, Aspergillaceae.
AUGGACUUUACAUUCCACAACGGGACGAAUGGCUCCUCGCCCUGGGUCGAAUUCUACCCCUACACCCCCUCCGACACAGCCGGAUACGCAUUUAUGGCCAUCUUCGGCAUCGCAACUGUCGUACACAUCAUCCUCAUGUUCCCUUAUCACGCAGCCUACUUCAUCCCACUCAUUCUAGGCGGAAUCUGCGAAACCGGCGGCUAUUAUGGCCGAGCAUGGUCCCACCAAAGCAGAACCGCAAUCGGCUCCUGGGCUCUGCAGGAGAUGCUCAUCCUCUGCGCACCCCCCUUCGUCGCCGCGACCAUCUACAUGGUCCUCGGGCGGAUCAUCCGCGCCUUCAACGCAGAGCACCACUCCAGCAUCCGCACAAAGUGGCUAACAACUAUUUUUGUCCUCAACGACGUCAUCUGCUUCCUGACGCAGAUUGCUGGUGCAGGGGUUCAGGUUACCGGCGAUGCGGAUGUCAUGGAGGUUGGCAAGAAGGUCGUUCUGGUGGGGUUGGUCUUUGCGCUGGUGGUGUUUGGGGUGUUUGUCUGGGUGGCGGGUGCUUUUCAUCGGAGGCUCGAUGCGGAGCCGACGGCUGUGGUGAGGGAGUGUCCGCGGUUGGGGUGGAAGAAGUACAUGUGGGCGAUUUAUAUCUCGUGUGGGAUGUUGAUGCUGAGGAACUUAGUGAGGACGAUUCAGUUUGGGUCGGACAAGGGGUCGCCUUUGAACUCGGAGGAGGUGUAUAUAUAUGUUUUUGAUGCGGCGUUGAUGGCCUGUUCCAUUGGGGUAUUGGUUGUUUGGCAUCCGGGGAGAUUGGUGCGGAGGGCUCAGAAGGCGACUAAAGCGAGUCAGAUGUGUGGGCAGAUGGAGGAUGCAGCUGAUAUUCCGUUGACGGGAUAUAGAGAGGUCUAG